Teleopsis dalmanni is the source of this 1779-nucleotide messenger RNA. RefSeq names its product transmembrane protein 19. The record is from RefSeq and is a predicted model, not a curated record. Gene Ontology annotation, cellular component: membrane. The transcript has 4 exons. NCBI's taxonomy places the organism in Eukaryota, Metazoa, Arthropoda, Insecta, Diptera, Diopsidae. The coding region runs from base 484 to 1488 and encodes 334 amino acids.
AAUUGGUUAAUGUAAUAAUGGCACUUUGAGAAUAGGUAAUUCGUAGUGUAAAUACUAAAUGAUAAUAGGUUUGUAAAUUUUAGUACGACUUUUAUACCAAGCCAUGUCACUUGAUAUUUACAACAAAGAAAUGGCACAACAAGAAAAUAUGGAAAAAAGUGACAUGGAUAUGGAUUGAUAGAUGUAAUGCAUAUUUAAUUAUUAGGAAAGACGUGUUGUAUAUUAUAAAAAUACAUUCACAUUCAUGAUUGAUAACGCGUACUGUACGCAUAUAUUGAAACCCAAAAAUUUGUACUUUCAAUUGAAAAAAAAUAUCACAUCUAGCCAAUUGUGGUUACGCAUUUCGUCUAUUACGCGCUUCCCGGCUUUUGUUUUGAUUGCGUACUGUUUUCGCUUAGUGUAAUGUGAAGUACAAUAAGGGAAAAGAAAGUUUUUCAAAUAAUUCCACUGGUUGCACAUCUUCUCCUUUUUAGAGUUAGACAAAUGGCAUCGAACACUAAUUUGUACAGCCUAAUAUUUGUCUGUGGCCUGUCCAUCCCAUUAUCGCUGUUUAUGUGGCUUGGAAAUGUCGCAUUUUCGAAGGUGUGGUGGCAUGAACAUGACGAUGAAUUGGUUAUACCACCCACUCGUUGGCUUAUGUCCAUUUUAGCGCCGAUCUUAUUAAUGGCAGUAGCUCUGCGAAGAAAAUCUGUGAGUAAAUCGGGCGCAGCGUUGGGAGUUGUGUUUGCAUUUAUUCUGUCUAUAUCAAACCACGCGUUCUUCUUCAGUUUGGCAUCGUUUUUCUUUAGUUCCUCCAGAGCAACCAAGUUUCGAGCUCACCUCAAGCGCAAAUUUGAAACUGAUUUUAAAGAAGGCGAAGGACAACGCAAUUGGAUUCAAGUGCUCUGCAAUGGAGGUAUGGCAACACAGUUGGCAAUACUGUAUCUUAUUGAUUGUGGAAGCAGCGAACGUCCUAUUGAUUUUAUAAAGGACUAUCGCGGUAGUUGGCUUGGAGUUGCAGUUCUGAGUGCUUUUGCUUGCUGCAAUGGUGACACUUGGGCCAGCGAGUUGGGUUCCGUUCUAUCAAUCAGAGAUCCGCUUCUUAUUACUUCAUGCAAACGUGUGCCACGCGGCACAAAUGGUGGAGUUUCAAUACCUGGUAUUGUGGUUAGCUUAAUAGGAGGCCUAGUUGUUGGUGUCUCGUAUUAUAUAUGUGUGCGGUUUACGGUUGCAGCGAAUAUAUUGCUUGUUAGUCCUCCUCAAUGGCCGCUUAUUGUGUUUGGCGGCAUAGCAGGACUUUUUGGAUCAUUCAUUGAUUCCGUUCUCGGUGCUACACUGCAAUACACUGGCAUCGAUGAAAAUGGUAAAAUUGUGGAACAUCCAGGAAAUAAUGUGCGUCACAUCAGUGGCUUACGCAUACUAGACAACCACAGUGUAAAUUUAAUAUCGAGCGUAAUAACUGGCGUUACGAUUCCUUUAAUUGCAUUGAAAUAUUGGCCGGAACGCUGACACUCGUACAUAAAAUCUUUUUGCAUGCACUGAAAUCCAAACGAACAAUCAAAUAUUGACAACGACGAUUUUAAAUCGACUACAUUUAUUAUCAUUUAAAUAUUUCACAUGACUUUCUUUAUGUUUAGAAUAUAUUAAUAAUCUCUGUUAUAGCUUUGUUUUAAACUAUAUAUAUUAAUUUGUCAUAUUUUAACCCAUCGCAUAUUUUUACUUAAAAAUAUUUCCAAAAAUUGUGCUACUUUCAAUGUGACUAACUGCGGCAGCUUUUGUGAAUAAAAUUGUACUGAAUUU